This is a messenger RNA of Arctia plantaginis, 3876 nucleotides long. Lineage: Eukaryota; Metazoa; Arthropoda; Insecta; Lepidoptera; Erebidae. The record is from the annotation of a GenBank genome assembly.
AUGCCUCUUAGUCAGAAAUUGGAUGAGCCUCUUGUUACAAUUGAGAUUGCUGACUCCAGCACAAUGCAGCAGGCAGUCGAUCCUCUUGCGACCACAAGCACGCCAUCGGCGGAGCCCGUAAACGGUGCUCCGCCUGACGAGUCGGCACGUCGGCAGGGGCGGAUAACAAACCAGCUGCAAUUUCUACAAAAGAAUGUAAUGAAAGCAGUAUGGAAACAUCAGUUUGCUUGGCCUUUUCACCAACCUGUAGAUGCAAAGAAAUUAAACCUUCCUGAUUACCACAAAAUCAUUAAGAAGCCUAUGGAUUUAGGCACAAUUAAGAAACGUCUUGAAUCCAACUAUUACUAUUCAGCUCAGGAAUGCAUUCAAGACUUCAACACUAUGUUCACCAAUUGUUAUGUUUACAAUAAGCCGGGCGAGGAUGUGGUGGUUAUGGCACAAACCCUGGAGAAAUUGUUUUUAAACAGGAUAGCACAAAUGGACAAAGAGGAGAAGGAAAUUGAAGCGCCGUCAAAAGGUGCCAAAGGUGUAGUGAAAAAGCGUGGCACUGGAGGCCCUAGUGCGACUGUGGGUGGAACACCAACUACGCCAGCGGUGCCGGCAUCCAGGCCCGCGGUCAAGGCUUUGCCACCUACACCGCAUCCGGCGGUUGUAGGCUCCACCAAUACCACGACCACUCCUGCCAUCACCACACCCUCCGUCACACCACCCGCUACUCAUACCGGGUUGCCGCAACAGGUUGCGACACAACCGACUAAUUUUCACGUAACCCAGCCCGCUGCACCACCUCCCGUUACAGCUAUACCGGCAGUUACGCUAUCGCAAACUCAACCGGCUAAGGUGAAAAAGGGUGUCAAAAGAAAAGCCGAUACCACUACACCCAUGGGCAGUUCGUUUGAAGGUGGUUACACCACACCCACCAUCGAUCAACAAAGUGGUCCUAAACCUGCAAAAAUAUCCACCAGAAGAGAAAGUGGUCGCCAGAAAAAGGCGAGUAGAACAGGUGAUGAGAGCUUUAAAAUGGGAGGUUUAUCUCCGAGUGGUGCAGGUGCUUCACACCACUCUGGCAUGACCCCACAGUUAGCUAAAAGUAAAGAGAAACUCUCGGAUGCUUUAAAAAGUUGUAAUGAAAUUUUAAAGGAAUUAUUUUCUAAAAAACAUUCGGGAUAUGCAUGGCCAUUCUAUAAACCUGUAGAUGCUGAGUUACUUGGACUUCAUGACUAUUUCGAUAUUAUCAAAAAACCUAUGGACCUAGGAACGGUUAAGCAAAAGAUGGACAAUAGGGCAUAUAAAACAGCCGCUGAAUUUGCCGCUGAUGUACGCCUAAUAUUUACAAAUUGCUAUAAGUACAAUCCACCGGAUCAUGAUGUUGUUGCAAUGGCUCGAAAAUUACAGGAUGUCUUCGAAAUGAGGUAUGCAAAGAUUCCUGAUGAACCCAUUCAUGUUGGAGUACCCCACAUGGAUAAGGGAAGCUCUGCAUCCAGCUCAGAAUCAGGAUCCGAGUCUGAGUCGGAAUCAGAUGAUUCUGAAGAGGAGAGAAAUAAUAAAGUUAAGCUCCUUGAAAAAGAGUUGCUUGCAUUACAAGAGAAAAUGAGAAAAUUAGUAGAGGAGUCUAAUACUAAAAAGAAGGCUAAGAAAAAAGUAAAAGAUAAAACCAAAAAGCCGUCAAUAUCAAAUAAUACCGUUCCUAAGACUAAUGCAGCUGCAGCGUAUGCCGCGAAAGCAAAUAAUAUUGCAGAAAAUUUAGCGAACAGCGGUGCACGAGGCAAGACGGGUAGCAAACGCGGCGCUGGCGGCGCGGCCGGGGGCGCAGGCACGGGCGCCGGCGGCAAGGCGGGCGCGCGCGCGGCCGCUCCCGCCAAGAAGAAGAGCGCGCCGCCCGCAGCAGCGCCGCUGCCGCACCAACCCCCGCAUCCCGACUCGGACGACGAGGAUGUCGCCAAGCCUAUGUCCUACGACGAGAAAAGACAGCUUUCCCUCGAUAUAAACAAACUGCCUGGUGACAAACUUGGCAAAGUUGUCCACAUCAUACAGAGUAGAGAACCCUCAUUGCGAGACUCUAACCCUGAUGAAAUAGAAAUUGAUUUUGAAACGUUGAAACCAUCUACGCUUCGAGAAUUAGAAAACUAUGUUGCGUCAUGUCUUCGGAAAAAGACACAUCGUAAAGUAUCUGGGAAAUCUAAGGAUGAACAAAUGGCAGAAAAGAAACAAGAGUUAGAAAAACGGUUACAAGAUGUAUCUGGACAACUUGGAGCAAAUAAAAAACAACAGCAGAAGAAAGAGGGCUCACCGACACCAGUUCUUCGGACAGCAGUGAUAGUGAAGCAGGCACUGGCCCCAGCAGAACCCCCAAAAAAAAAGGCGAAGAAGCAGCACAUACACCCACCACAAGCCCUAAAACCUGUAGCUCCUGUAAAUGCAGCAGCAACGGUUGUAGCAGCGGGAACGGCGCCGGCAUCAGCUCUUGCUUCGGGCCAUACCGCCGCCGAAAAUGCUCCGCCACCCGUGGCCGAGGCUAAGCCUCUUGUGGCGCCCGAGCCGCCGUCAGAACCUGAGCCCAAGGAGUCGGCCGCGCCUCCAGCGCUCGUGCCGCUUCCCGCCGCGUCCGCAGCUAGUGUCGUCCCCGACUCUUCUUUAGCUUCUCUUGCACCACUCGCCCCUCUGGCCCCGGUUGUUCGUACCCCGGAGGAACCGAAACCGGCUGUUAAAAUGGAGCCGCGAAAUGGCCUGGACAAGGUUGAUCAGUCACAGUACAUAGAUCCGAUCGAAAGAUCUCUGGCUAGUCUGGAGCGAAGUCUAAAAGCUGACGUUCCGCUGGACGUCAGCGUGGGUGUUUCGGAGUCAUCGAUGCGUCUGGAGGAGGAGUUUUCGCUUCCUAAACCACAAAUAAUGCCAGACACGGCACAUCAAAAUUUAAUGGCUCAGCUUGGGGGUUUGACGGAUGUCGCUCGUGUACCUGAGAUUAAAACUGAGAUGUAUCUUCCUGCGCACAAUGGGUUUGUUGACAAAAUUACUCACGAGCGCGAGAUACCCAGACCCGAUGUCACUACUAACAUCCCAGGUAUGACAAGCCUAGCCACGGUGUCGUCGAUUUUUGACCCACUGCCGACGACACAGCAUAGCGUUAUUGCUCAAUCUCAUCAUAAUAUGUCGAAUCCACCAUCACUCCUUACACCCGUUAUAAAAAAGGAGGACGUAAAACCACUCCUUACGCCAAAACCCAUUGAGGAUUUGAUGGGAGUUCCUAAUAUGGUCUCGAAUAAUAUGUCCGACCGUGCUAAAUAUGAAAUGGAAAAGAAAGUAGAAGACUCGAAGAACUCAAAUUUUGCGCAAGCUUUUAAACUCAAGCAAGAUCCCAAUUUGAAGAAUGCGAGUUCUUGGUCAUCCCUGGCGCAAGCUGGCAGUCCGCAAAGUAUACCAAAUAUGAAUACCAACAAUCAAAUAAAGCAGAAACCUGUUAUGGACAGCUUCCAAGCUUUCAAGAAACAAGCGCGUGAAAAAAUAGAUCGUCAAAGGGCGCUUAUCGAACAGCAGGAGCUAAGGAAAAAGGAACAAGCUGAAAGAGAAAGACAACGCCAAGAGACAGAAAGGCGACAUCCCGACGAGGAAAAAAUGAGUUCCAGAGCCGUGCGCAAGGCGGAAAGUGCGGAGGUGGCGUCGCCGCACGUGUCGCCGGUAGCUCGCGCGUCGCCGCCGGCCGCGGCCGCCGCCGCCGCCGCCGCCGCCGCGGCUGCUGCGCCCGAUAAGCCGCCCGCCUCAGAGCGCGAGCGCCUGCGUCAGCGCGAGCAGGAGCGCCGCCGACGCGAGGCCAUGGCUGGUCAGAUAGAUAUGAACAUGCAGAGUGAUUUGAUGGCCGCAUUUGAGGAAUCACUCUAA